Annulohypoxylon truncatum is the source of this 578-nucleotide messenger RNA. RefSeq lists its product as uncharacterized. The coding region runs from base 13 to 264 and encodes 83 amino acids. The transcript has a single exon. The record is from RefSeq and is a predicted model, not a curated record. NCBI's taxonomy places the organism in Eukaryota, Fungi, Ascomycota, Sordariomycetes, Xylariales, Hypoxylaceae.
GCACAUAGCCACAUGGGGAAAUCUUGUUAUGGAGUAAAAGGGAUUCAGCCAUUGUUUGUAUUCAAAGAAGGAAGCCUACCUAUGCAUCUGAUGCUUUGUAUGGUUUAUGGAGGCUCUUCGAGGCCUUAUCGAGGUCGAUUCAACACUACUAUAUACCAAGUAUGGAUGUUAUUAUCAAACCCAUUCAGCAUAUCAUGGUUAACAAUAUCAUCAAGGCUCUUCAUUUAUAUUAGAGUUACAAUUGUAUGCAUCAACAUAUAUUAACCCAGAAUAGGGCCAUGUUAGAAAUAUUACGGACUACCUAUCAUUCACUUAGAGCAAAUACAACCGGAAUCUGUUUUGUACUCAAUGCCAACACUCAAUGGGAAAUUCUUUGAUUUUGAAUGACAAAGAAUCCUUCCAUUCUUUCAUUCUUCCAUUGGUACAUUUUCAUGAGCGAAGACACCUUGUAGGAUUUCUCGGGAUUAGUUCCCAGUAUCCCACUGUUUUGCUACCGCAAAAGGAGGACAAAAUAUUACACAUCAUGUGUUUAAGUGCCUAGGUAUGUAUCAAGUUAGCUAUAAGUAUGAAUGAGGUUA